Messenger RNA from Trichoplusia ni (cabbage looper), 1502 nucleotides. Its product is annotated as probable phospholipid-transporting ATPase VD. The coding region runs from base 126 to 1502 and encodes 458 amino acids. Gene Ontology annotation, biological process: phospholipid translocation. The record is from RefSeq and is a predicted model, not a curated record. Gene Ontology annotation, cellular component: plasma membrane. The transcript is spliced from 5 exons. Lineage: Eukaryota; Metazoa; Arthropoda; Insecta; Lepidoptera; Noctuidae. Gene Ontology annotation, molecular function: nucleotide binding; ATPase-coupled intramembrane lipid carrier activity.
AGCAUUAUUGAUUGUUUCUAUUUCUGUCUGGCAGAUCGGCGGAGAGGUACGUGCGAGUGAAGUGGAGAGAAGUGCGGGUCGGCGAUCUCGUCCACCUGUCGAACAACGAGGCGGUGCCGGCGGACAUGGUGCUGCUGCAGUCGUCGAGCCCGCUCGGCGUGUGCUACCUCGACACGUGCAACCUGGACGGGGAGACCAACCUCAAGCAGAGAAUAGUAGCGCCCGGCUUUAAAGAAAAGCAAUCGGAAUUCAGUCCAUUAAAAUUCAGAAGCUCGGUGGAAGUGGAGCGACCAUCGACAAAAAUAUAUAGAUUCACCGGCUGUAUAUCACACCCUAACGGGGAACGAGUACCGCUAACCUCCGAGAACCUUCUAUUGAGGGAUUGUACGAUAAAAAACACAGACUACGUGGAAGGCAUCGUCGUGUACGCGGGCCACGAGACCAAGGCGAUGCUCAACAACGGAGGACCAAGGUACAAGUGUUCCGGCUUGGAGAGGAAAAUGAACACAGAUGUCAUAUGGUGUGUCUUAGUGCUACUAUUUCUUUGUUGCGCCGGCGCAGUCGGAUGCAAAGUUUGGUUGGACGAGUACUACCUUUCCCUAUACAAGUUUGUACCCUUCAUAACGAACGUGAACAAACCGGCGUACGAAGGAUUGUUAAUAUUCUGGACGUAUAUAAUAGCGUUACAAGUAAUGAUACCGGUGUCGUUGUACGUCACGAUAGAGAUGACGAAGUUGCUGCAAGUGUACCACAUACAUCAGGACAUCGAGAUGUACGAUCCACAGACGAAUACAAGGACGGAAUGUCGAGCGUUGAACAUAACUGAGGAGUUGGGACAGAUCAGUUACUUGUUCAGUGACAAGACGGGUACGCUUACGGAGAACAAGAUGGUGUUCAGGCGGUGUACGGUGAGCGGCGUGGACUACGACCACCCGAAUGGGCCGCCCGCCGAGCCCUGUCCCGAACUGCCGCCGAUCGUCACGCCGAUCACCAACGUGUCGCCGAACCGACGGAUGCUGCAACAUCUACUUGAUAGCAAUGACGCCCAACAUACACAAAAGGUCCGCGAGUUCCUCCUGAUCCUGGCCGUGUGCAACACCGUGGUGGUCAGCCAGCCGCACGUCGACAACACUCAGAUCAGCGGCUCCAACUCUAACAGCGAUCAGUUCCCGUCUGGGAAACCCUCGCGGUCCAACGGAACGCUGCGAUCGAACGACAAAUACGCUCGACUGACGGAGUCUCGAUCAACCACGCCAUCGCCGCCACCAUCAUCGGGCUCCCCUCUCAGGAUACGCCUUCCAAAGCUGAUGUUUAGCAACAAAGAGGAAUCCAGUAUUCCAAGUACUUCUGUAGAUCAUGCAUCAACGUUGGCACGUUUCGAAGCGGAGAGUCCGGACGAGCUAGCGCUCGCGGAGGCAGCGCUGGCGUACGGCUACGAGCUGCGGAACCGCGCGCCGCCGACGAGGUGGAGGUGGGCAUCCGCGGCGAGCUCACCAAGAUGA